AUGCUUUCGCCCAAGGACUGUUCAGAUGGCAAUGGUGGUUCUCCUUCCGGCCUGCAUGCUGCGUCCAGUGAGGCCCCACAGAUGUUAAGGCCGUCAUCAAUCCGGGCGAAGCCGUUCGGGCUAGUCGCCGAUGUGCUCUUCCAGAUCAUCACACACGGCGAUCUGACUGUAAUCCUGAGCCUGUGUCUAGUAAACCGAGCCACCUAUGAAACCAUCAAGAUGCUUGAACCGCAUAUCUGCGGCUGGUUCAUGCGACUCCAGGGGACCGGCGGCGCAUUCGACCCUGUCCUGACCAUGGAUCCGUGGACCGGAGAACAGGCCGGGAUGACGAUCCACCGUCUGCUGCGAUACUCCGAACGUGAGCACAUCGCGCGACGGCUCGCACGGCACAUCGUACCCACCGUCUGGGGCGCAUUCACACCCGAUCAGAGCUCCGAGAUGGAUUUCACCGCAGAGCUGCGGCUCGCCCACCGUCUGGAACGGGGGCUGUAUGUGCUCUUCCACAUGUCGGACAUAUCGCGCGAGAUCGAGAACAACCCAGAACAGAGCAGACGGCCGUCGACGCCGGUCCUGGCGGAGCGAUUAUUCGUCCUCACGCAGAUGAUGGACGAAUACCAUGACCAGCAACAGACGAGGUCGUUCCAGGAGCACGCCAGCCACGUCUACGCCGUGAUCCGAUGGGGGUACAAGGAAGCUGACAUUGGUCGACGGCGGCUCGAGUUCCGCAGCCACCUUGACGAGCAGACCCAGAUCGACCUGCACGCGACGCUGCGCAUGUUGCGCGAGCUGACCGAGCGCAUGCUCCUCCAGCACGGCCCGAAGGACUGGCACCGCGACGCGAAGAACGAGUACAGCAUCAUCUCCUGGUUCCUGCUGCGGCAGUCGCCGCGGUCCCUUGCGAAGCUGUUCCUCAGUCCACAGGACCAAUGCUGCGGCAUCGACGAGAAGAUCGCCAACUGCGGCGCGCGCGACUGUCGCUUCGCAGACCCGCUAGACCAGUACUGGAGGGCGUGGAGCAAGUCGUCAGAGCUGGGAUGCCAGGGGUGCAAUUGUAAACGACGAGUGCGCAGUUGGAGCGUGAAGCCCACGCUGAUAGACGCCCGCGGACGCGAGUUCAAUCGUGCUGCUGAACGGUACCUGAAAGACAUGUGGAGUCAACGACAUGUCGGAUUGCAUCGCACUUUUACGCUCGGAUACUUUAAUACCCUGUUGUUUUAG
Molecule: messenger RNA, 1218 nt
Organism: Aspergillus terreus NIH2624
Lineage: Eukaryota; Fungi; Ascomycota; Eurotiomycetes; Eurotiales; Aspergillaceae
Exons: 2
Coding region: 1-1218 (405 amino acids)
Source: RefSeq, a predicted model, not a curated record